Diutina rugosa is the source of this 2589-nucleotide messenger RNA. RefSeq names its product DNA-binding transcription factor (gene CAT8). Gene Ontology annotation, biological process: regulation of DNA-templated transcription; DNA-templated transcription. The coding region runs from base 1 to 2589 and encodes 862 amino acids. The record is from RefSeq and is a predicted model, not a curated record. Gene Ontology annotation, molecular function: zinc ion binding; DNA-binding transcription factor activity, RNA polymerase II-specific; DNA binding. Lineage: Eukaryota; Fungi; Ascomycota; Pichiomycetes; Serinales; Debaryomycetaceae. The transcript has a single exon.
AUGAAGAAGCUUCUCACAAAUAAGAAGACGAUCUCGCUGGGCCCCCUGCUGAGAGUGGCCCAGGCGUGUGACCGGUGUCGAGCCAAGAAGACCCGCUGCGACGGCCGCAACCCCUGUUCCCAGUGCGUUACCGUGGGACUAGAGUGUAUCGUGCUGGAUAAGCUCCUGCGACGAGCGUUCCCAAAAGGGUACACUGAAACCCUCGAAGAGAGAAUCCGGCAACUCGAAGCGGAAAACAAAAAGCUAGCAGCGAUGCUCGACGUCAGAGACGAACAACUUGAGCUCGCCACCCCCUCGGUCGAUUUCGACCCGCUGCCCGCCCCUGAAGCGCAAUUAACUAAAGAUAACUUAGCCCAGCUCGACGACACGAGAUGUCCCUGUGGCUGUGCCAAUCCGCUAGCUCACGACCGACCCGUCCUGUUAGCUGGUUCCGUAUACGACCAAGCGCCCUCUAUAACUGGCCUGAUUGCUGGGUCAUUACACGACUUACAAGUGAGUGAUGAUGCUGAUGAUUUUGGUAUUGCUCCGAGAGCAUUCGCCGCCGCUACCGCCAUCGCUAAUAUGAACCGGUACCAUGAACUGAGCCAACAACAGAGGACAAUGCAAUUAACUCAGUUGGUCGCGAUUCUGAGCCCACGUCUGACUGAAGAAACGCUAUUUAUUCCUCAGUUGCUUGCUCGUAUUUGUCAACAAUAUGGCUACCUGCUGAAACCAGCAGUGUUGGCGGCUAAUUGUCUUGCUCUGUUGAAACUUGCGCCACCUCCCAGAGCGCCCAAACAACACCCGCUGCCCCUCGUAAUGAACCGAAAUAUCGUUAAAUUGGACGAUUUGGAAGCGGUACAGUUCAUCUACGGACUUGAUUUACCGCCUAAAGUGGAACUUGAUCGUCUUACAACGUUGUACUUCCAACAUUGGCACUUACCGAUCGUUACUGAGGCGAAGUUUGGUCCUAAUUACGCCGUGCUUACGCUGAUCUUAGAGACUGGACGGUGUCCCACUUCAUCCAGUGAUGGCUAUGAUUCUAUUGAGAAAUUUGGUGCGCUUAUGGUACUUGUGGUGGCAUUAGCGCUGAUGCUGACACGCACUAAUUUAGCCAGUUUAAGCCAUUAUGAUGACCUAAUCAGAGAAUUCAUAAAGCCUAAUUGUGUCGUCACGGCUCACUGUCUGAUGCUGCUGCUCCAAGUGCUUGCCCUUGCUCUCCAGUACUUCUUGGUGGUGGGAGAUAUUGCUACCUGCUAUGAGCUUAGAGGCCGAGUAAUCACUAUGGCUCAACAGUUGCGCCUCCACCGGUGUCCCGCUGCCGUAUUGGGGAUAACCGGUAGUGCUGGUGACGAUAUGCAAGCCGAGAGACGGAUCUUGUUCUGGUGUGUCUACUGUCUCGAUAUCUACGCCUCCCUCAAUUUGGGGGUUCCUCGCUUAUUAAAGGACUUUGAAAUUGAGUGUGCAAUGCCAUUUACCAAUAACGAUGAAGGCAAUAACGUUAGUAUCUUGGUGAUUAACAAUACCCGACUCCCCAUCGUCGGGAAAGUGCUGAAAUUGGCCCACGCGUUUAUGCUGUACUGUAAAGUGUUGGGGACAAUAUUAGAUGUCAUUUUUUCUCGUGAUGACCACGCCCAUACUCAGGCUCACGCCGUCGAACGUGAUCGUCUAUUAGAAGGGUGGAGACGUGAUUUGGCCCCAGAACUUAGGUUCAACGUUGAUAUUAAUGGCUUUUCCGUAAAGGACUCAGGCCUGCUGCUGAAUGCCGACCUGAUCUGGCGUCAGUACCUGGUACCUCAACUCACGUUGAUCUACGUCUACUUCCACGCGAAAAUCCUCAUCUACUUACCGAUCCUCUCAAAGUAUGGCGCUCAUCAUGACGUGGGGUUAUCACAAAAGGAAAAGCUUACAAAGGGAGAUGUGGGUGCUCACUCAGUACUGCUGCUGGGACUGAUGGUACAACAACUGCUGAUCCAAAUAUUGGAAGUGCUUAACCUGUUUGUCAAAAAUGCCGAACUGCCAUUACUCCCUUUACCGUUAAAUAUCGCUCAGGAACAAGCGAGAUUCGCCCUUAUCGUUGCCAAGGGGCUGCUUGAUUAUACUAAAGGAGGACCGUUAUAUGUCCACGCCAAACAGCUUUUAUUGGAUACGCUUUUAGGCCUUGCUGAGAGUCAUAGUGGCGACUACGUAUUGGGUAAUUUGACUCGUGAAGCACUCAAAUUGCUUGAAUACGCUGUGCUCUCAAUAUUGGGGGUGAACAUCGAUAAACACAAAAAGCGACCGAUUUCCGUCAAAUCGUCCGCCGUAGCUGCCAGAGAAGCCAGCUACGAUCCUGCAUCGACGUCAUCGGCGUCGUCGUCUCAUACCACCCUGGUGGUGGUACCUCAAGCGUGUACCAAUGGCAUGGCCAAUACGUCUAAUCUGCUGCGUCCGUUCACUCCUGAUUUCGAUGACCUUGAUGCCAUCCUUGCGUUUGACCCGUAUAAUACGCUGAAGAACCCUCAAUUCAUUAAGAACGAGUUUGGUGCCGAUGGCUCAUUUGGGCUCGUUCCGGUAUUAGAUGACUGGACGGGGUUUGACACCUCCCACGGCAUGUUCUCCCAAGAGUAA